AUCAGAGCAAUUUCAAUCGUAUAAAUACCGCAAACUACCAAUAUGUCUGAAGCCUGGCAACACGAGGAACCGUUCGCCGUCACGAACGUGCAUAUGCUUGAUGCUGACGUACUAUGUGAUGUCACUAUCUUGGCGGGAAAAGAAAAACAGGAAGUGAGGUGUCACCGAUUCAUGCUGGCAAGCCGCUCACCGGUGUUCUAUACGAUGUUUUGUGGCUCACUUCCGGAAGCCAGCGUUGUGGAAAUACCUGAUGUGGAAGCAGACGUCUUCAGAACGAUCGUCAGGUUUAUGUAUACGGGAGAAAUACAGCUAAUGCCUGAUUCCGUCAUGGCCACGAUGUACGCGGCCAAAAAAUACGAUAUCCAACCCUUAACAAACCGCUGCAAGACAUUUCUUGAAAAGGAAAUUGCAGUCGAGAAUGUCUGUAUCAUCCUCGACCAAGCUUCGAAGUUCGAGGAAAAAGAAUUAAUUCAACAAUGUCUGUCCUUUGUAUCCGAAAACCCUGAUCUAGUAUUUGAAAGUGAUGGAUUUUUGAGCAUUUCCUCAGAAACCAUGCGGUAUGUACUUGAGCAAGAAAAAACAACACCAAAACUACCACCAGAAGAGGUUUACGCUUCUUGUAAGAAAUGGGCGAAACAAUCUUGCUCUACGACCGGGCUUGAAGUGACGGACCAGACUCUGAGACAAAAACUUGGGGAACUAAUACUGCUGGUUGAUAUUGCUGGAAUGUCGUUUGAAUCAUUUACCUACAAUGUCGUACAAGAAAACAUUUUAUCUGACAGUGAGAAGGUCACCUUUUUAAAAGAACUAGGCGAACGAAAGAAGAACGUUAACUCAUUCCGCGUUGAAAGAUUUUCUAAUGGUAUAGACGGAUGGGGAUACCAGGGAAAACAAGAUGGAAUAAGCUUCAGCACGUCAAAAGAGUUGUCGGACCUGGAGGACGAAUACACACUCCCUACACCACAGCUACCGCAGUAUAAGGGCCGCGAGACGAAGGCCAAUAGAUUGAUCAAGGAGAACCGAGAGGCGCAGGCAAUCCGAGAAGUGAAAGUCAAGAAGCGGGCAAAAGAUCAAGAGGUCAAGAGGAUGCAGGAGCAAAAACUGGAGGUGAGGCGUCGUCAGGAAAAGCACAACUUUCAGUUGGUGAAGGAGGAUGAGGCGCUCUUCCGGCGGAAACAGGCCGAGGUGCAGGAAGAAAUUGCCCGCAAACACGAACAACUCGUCAAACUCGAGGAACAGGCUAAUAGAGGUUUACGGGAACAAGAAAUUAAACAGAAGUUCAUGGAAGGUCAGAAUGUAGACGCUAAUGGUAACUUUGUCUUUGAACCGGAAACGACGACCCGAAAAAAUGUCGCCCACGAACCCACCGUACAAAAUCCCGCAAAGUUUAACCUGACGGGAAUUACGCGGUCAGGCUGGGGAUUUGAGGACCUCGCCGUACAGGAGGUGGACCAAAGGGACCCGGAGCCGCGCCCGCCAACCUACCGGAAACGCGACAUCGUCCACAACACACAUCAAUUCAACAUGUUUGACAAACACGCAGUCAAGGCGCCGUUCAGUGCACGUGAGUCGGUGGCGGCGUUGGUGACUUACUUCCGGGAAGGUGCGGAGAACCACCUGCAGCUCGUGCGCAUGUUUUACCGCUGGAUCACGUUUAACGUCGCGUUUGACGUUGACGGAUAUUACGGGGAGUCUCAGUUGCAGUCCGUGGAGGCGGAGGACGUUCUCGGCACUGGUGUCACUAUAUCAGAAGGGUACGCAAACCUCCUCGCCGCCAUGUGCAGGUUCGAGGGUAUCCCCGUGAAGGUCAUCCAGGGUAUUGUCAAGGGUAAGGAGUACCAGAUAGGCGACAUCAUUAACUUUACGGAGAGCCACCUAUGUCACUUCUGGAACGCCGUCUACAUCAACCGGAACUGGUUCUUUAUUGACUGCUCGUGGGGCGCCGGGCUCGUGGACCGGAAAAGGAAGUGGAACAGACACUUUCAGGAGUUUUAUUUCAUCGUGGACCCGGACAAGAUGAUAGUAGACCACUUCCCUUUCAUGGACGGUGACCUGCGGGCCAGCUCCCGAUGGCAACUUCUUGCGUCCCCAAUCAGUGCUAACUCAUUCAACCAGAGAUUGAAGCUGGAGCGCGCCGCAUUGGAGUGGGAUGUUAAGCCGGUCACCCACACGCAGCAUCACAUCAUCACGGUCAGUCGAGACCUCGAGGUCCGCCUUCAGGAGGUAGCAGAUGUGCUUGAGGAAUACUCGGUACAAUUUCAGCGAAAAGACGGAAGCAGAAAUCUAGACCGGUUCUUCUUUGCGUGCAAGCUUGACAAUAGAACACUCAAAAUCACGGUUCGACCCCCUGAACCAGUCGACUACCUGCUAAACAUAUACGGACAGAAAUCACUGGACGCCGCCGGAAAAUCCGAACUAUUAGUCACCUAUAUUCUAAAAUGUAUCGAUGUCCAUCAACAACUUAGACAGUUCCCGCCAAAUUUUCGAAUAUUUGGCGCGGUGCCAAGUUAUUCAAAGUUUGGGUUCAGUUCUGAUAUAACAAAGUGUUGUGAGUAUACGUGCAAUUCAGGCGAAAUGAUUCUGCCAUUAAAGACGAAAAGGAAUGUGAAAUGUAUGGCAAAACUUGAACAUAUCGACGAAAGGGUCGAUUUAACGAACUAUUGUCUGAUCACAGCAAAAGACCGAGGUAUUUCAAUAAAAAUGCGGUUUCCGUUUGAGGGAUAUUACAAAUUUACCUUGUUUGGAAAGGAAGAAGACGAUGGUAACUUCAGACCAGUUGCUACCUUCAUGGUUGACUGUAACCAAGCAAGUCACGUGCACUCUGGAUUUCCGGUCGCGUUUGAGGCAGCUCUUGAACUAAAAUGCACCUUGUAUAAGCCACUGUGGAAAGACCUUCCUGCAAAUUCGACAAUAAACAUAGUGAUUGGCUGCCCAAAUAUAGUUAAGGCAAGCGUUAUGUACCAUGAUCUUGAAAUGGACGAGAAUCACGUGUUCGAAGGAACUGUCACCACGCCCCCUGCCGGACAACCGUUUACCAUAUAUGGGCAAAAAAAUGAGAAGAGUCCAUUAGUCGGACUAUUCCAUUUUACUAUUUUUUGACAUGUGGUAAAAGUCGGACUUUUCCAUUUUACUAAAGUCUGACAUGUGCCAUUAUCCCCGAACUUUUCAAUUGUAUUGUAUGUUGAUAAAUGCCAUGAGUCGGUCUAUUCCAUUUGACUGAAUUUCAAUUUGUGUCAUUAGUCGGACUAUUCCAUCUUACCUUAGUUUGAUGUCUGCCAGUAAUAUAUUUGAUUAAGUGCGAGCUUUGUUGAAAUCAGGAUAAAGCUCCACAAGAGCUAUGAAAACAAUCGAUUGAAGUAGCCAGCGAUGUGGAUACCGUGGUGUGCAGCUCUGUAGCAGCAGCAUCGUCAUUAUCAUGCAACUUAAUACUACCAGCUUUGAACUAUUACUUCACAUGUAAUUAUUAUAAUCGACGAUGAUAAAAUUCGUUUCUCUUUCGCAUCAUUUUUUUUUCCAAAUUAAAUUUGUAAUUAUGUACAUUCUCUCAUGAAAUCGAAAAGCCUUUUAGCGAAUCAUGAAUAAUUUACAAGCAGAUCCGUGUUGAGGCGUGCGUCUUCCUGGAAAAUCUCCAGUUCAACAUUUAUGGUAGAAAAAAUAUGCAUAAAAUACACAAAAAUGCACCCUUUUA
Molecule: messenger RNA, 3688 nt
Organism: Mya arenaria
Lineage: Eukaryota; Metazoa; Mollusca; Bivalvia; Myida; Myidae
Exons: 14
Coding region: 43-3099 (1018 amino acids)
Molecular function (GO): protein binding
Source: RefSeq, a predicted model, not a curated record